Molecule: messenger RNA, 1599 nt
Organism: Microplitis demolitor
Lineage: Eukaryota; Metazoa; Arthropoda; Insecta; Hymenoptera; Braconidae
Exons: 2
Coding region: 442-837 (131 amino acids)
Source: RefSeq, a predicted model, not a curated record
UCAGUUCGUAGUUUCGUAAAACUUUGCCGUGUCUUAAAAUUUCAAAACUUAAAUUACUGAUUAAAAUAAACUACGUAUUAGAAAUAUUAUUUUCAUUAUGAAAAUUUAAACUGUAGUGUAUUUAGUAAAUUAUUAUAAUUAAUCAGUUUCAUAUUUGAAUAAAAUAUAGCGCGCGCGCUAAUUAAAAAGAAAUUCAUACGGUUCAAAUAAGAACUAAACGGACAACAAAGGAAACAGUUGAAAUUCAAUCUUGAAACGCAGUAUUCGUUUAUUUGCUAAGUGCUGACAGGAACGUACAAGUUAACGUCUACACGAUAAAUAAAAAUAUAAUAAAAUUUAUAAAAUAAAAUAGUGGGAUUUAAAUUCAAAAAAAUCAAACUGCAAGUUAAUGUAAUAAAUUAUAUAUUUAAAUACAGUAACAAGUUAUAUCUUCAAUAAACAAUGGGGAAACCUUACACAACUGAAGAUUACAUUGAAAUGAUCGAAUUGUAUGAAAAAAACAAAAACAAUGCAGCGGCAGCAGCUAGAGAAUUCGCACAACUUCAUCCUGACUAUCAGUUACUUCCAAAAGGCCACACGAUUCGCAAAGCUGUUGAACGGAGAUCAAGAACAGGUACAGAGGUACCAGCAGGUCAUCAAAUGAUGUGGGUUUAUGUUGGAGAUAGACAACCUAAACCUAGACGUGGUGUUUCAAAACGCUUAUUAGAUGAAAUUAUGAAAUCUGCGGCUGCGGCAUCAAGGGCCAAAAAAAAUGAAGGAAAAGUUACCAAGAAAAAUCAAGGAAAAGCUCCUCAGAAAACCCUAAAGCAAGAUGGAUCUAACAAAACUAAAAAAUAAUUCCAUUUAAUUCAUAUUUUUUUAUCGUUUAAUAUUCAUUAAUCACUUCUUUAAUUUGUGUGUUUUCAUUAAUAAUUUUUUAAAUAUUUAAAAAAUUAAUACUUUAUGUUUAUGUCAUAAUUCUUAUUUUUUCUAUCAUUUAAUUAUUUACGUUAUCAGAAUUUCGCUCAAUGUUAAACAUUUAAAACUUAUAUAUCCCAGUCAAAAUUGAUGAUAUAUGAUCGUAUGUGACCAAAUAACAUAGUAUCUGAUCAAAUAUAAAAUAUUGCGCUGUAUGAUCACAUCUCAGGAUUUUUUCUUAAAUUCAUUAAAAAUUAUAUCAUCAUAUGUGGUUAGAUAUAAAUGUAUAUGAUCAUAUGUGACUACAGUACUUGUAUCUGAUCAGAUACAAUCACAUCUCAGGAUUUUUUUCUUACGUUAAUUUAAAUUUUGUAAUCAUUUGUUGUCAGAUAUAAAAAUAUAUGAUCAUAUAUGAAGCAGUACUCGCUCUUAUAGCUCAUACAUGAUAUCUUUCGUCAAUAUAUUGGAUGAUAUUUGAUAUAUGAUCAUUCAAACUCAUAUCUCAUCAGAUUUAAAAUAAUUUCUCAUAUUUAAAUAUAUAUGUGAUUCUAUCUGAGAACUUUCUUUCGGUCAUUGACUGAUUUUCUAAUUUUAUGUUAAUCAUUUCUAAAUUCUCGUGCCAUAAUUACUUAUACUGACUAAUAAAAUAAGUAAACUUUAAGAAAUAUAUGAAUAAUUAUUAUUGUUACUCUAAUAUAUGUA